Messenger RNA from Cottoperca gobio, 6109 nucleotides. It is a transcript of the gene sik3, whose product is annotated as SIK family kinase 3. Gene Ontology annotation, biological process: intracellular signal transduction; protein phosphorylation; microtubule cytoskeleton organization. Gene Ontology annotation, molecular function: tau-protein kinase activity; ATP binding. The transcript has 26 exons. The record is from RefSeq and is a predicted model, not a curated record. Gene Ontology annotation, cellular component: cytoplasm. The coding region runs from base 36 to 3896 and encodes 1286 amino acids. Lineage: Eukaryota; Metazoa; Chordata; Actinopteri; Perciformes; Bovichtidae.
AAGGCUGCUUGUUGUUCCCGCAGAGAGGCGAGAAGAUGGCGGCCGUGUCAAGCGGAGGUGCUGCUGGGUCCGCUGCGGCCGGGAUUACGCACUCUGCCCGACCGACCCACGCAGGCAUGGGCUCCCAGAACCGAGCCCAGCCACCCUCCGGCAUCAGCCACCCCGGUCGACCCAGCACGGCCACUGGGUGCAUCACCAAUCCUGGCCACACUUCGGCCACCAGGCCCCCGCAAGCCCGUGUGGGCUACUACGAAAUCGAGCGGACCAUUGGCAAGGGAAAUUUCGCGGUUGUUAAACUAGCCACACACACCAUUACCAAAGCAAAGGUAGCGAUAAAAAUAGUGGAUAAGACCCAGCUGGACGAUGAGAAUCUGAAAAAGAUUUUCAGGGAGGUGCAAAUCAUGAAGUUGCUGAAGCACCCCCACAUCAUCCGCCUCUACCAGGUGAUGGAGACAGAGAGGAUGAUCUAUCUGGUAACAGAAUACGCUAGCGGUGGAGAGAUAUUCGACCACCUGGUGGCUCAUGGGCGUAUGGCGGAAAAGGACGCCAGGAAGAAGUUCAAACAGAUUGUUGCAGCUGUCCAUUUCUGCCACUGCCGCAACAUCGUCCACAGAGACCUGAAGGCUGAGAAUCUGCUGCUGGACCACAACCUCAACAUCAAAAUCGCAGAUUUUGGCUUCAGUAACCUGUUUUCUCGAGGACAGCUGUUGAAGACGUGGUGCGGCAGCCCUCCCUACGCCGCACCAGAACUCUUUGAGGGCAAGGAGUAUGACGGACCUAAAGUAGAUAUAUGGAGCUUAGGCGUGGUGUUGUAUGUGUUGGUGUGCGGCGCCUUGCCUUUCGAUGGCAGCACUCUACAAAAUCUGCGAGCGCGCGUCCUUAGUGGCAAAUUCCGCAUCCCCUUCUUCAUGUCCACAGACUGUGAGUACUUGAUCAGACACAUGUUAGUGCUGGAGCCCAGCAGACGGUUGACCAUGGAGCAGAUCUGUAAGAACAAGUGGAUGAGACUAGGAGAUCCAGACCCAGACUUCGACCGGUUGAUAGCGGAGUGUGAGCAGGUGAAGACGGAGAGAGAGACGGAGCUCAUCAAUGAGCAGGUGCUGAUAGCCAUGCAUGACAUGGGCCUGGACCGAGAACGCACACUUCAGUCUCUACAAUCGGAUGCAUAUGAUCACUACAGUGCCAUCUACAGUUUGCUGGCUGACCGCCUCAAGAAACACAAGACCCUGCGUGUUGCCCCGCCCACACCACGCUCCAUUAGCUACCCCCUUAACGCCGUACAGCAGACUGAUCCGCAGGGUAAUCCCGUUAGCAUGACCGUUCCACAUGUCCAGCUCAUCAACCCAGAGAACCAGAUUGUAGAGCCGGAUGGCAGCAUGGCACUGGACAGUGAUGAAGGGGAGGAGCCAUCUCCCGAGGCCAUGGCGCGCUACCUUUCAAUGAGGCGGCACACUGUGGGAGUACCAGACCAAAGGACGGAGAUGCAGGAGGACCUCCAGAAACUGCCACCAGGCUUCACUCGUGGUGCAGUGCCCCAGCCCCCCUUCCCCCAACUGGCCCCCACAAUGAGCCAAAUGCACACUCUCAUGCCCACACAGAGCCUGCAGCCCACACAGCAGCUGGAGUACAAGGAGCAGUCAUUGCUUCAGCCACCUACCCUGCAGCUGCUUAACGGUAUGGGCCCUCUCGGUCGAAGAGCCUCCGACGGCGGAGCCAACAUUCAACUACACUCAACUCAGCUCCUCAAGAGGCCCCGUGGGCCCUCACCACUUGUCGCCAGCCCGCACCCUAUCCCUGCCGUAGCUCCGGUGGAUGAGGAGGGUUCAGACGGAGAGCCAGACCAAGAAGCAGUACAGAGGUACCUGGCGAACCGCUCCAAGCGGCAUACGACGCACGCGCUCACGAGCACAUCGCAUGGCGAGCCCUCGGCAGAGUCACAGCGGUCCCAGGGCCCCCGCCAGAGGGGGGGCUGGGCCCUCGACACACACACCCGAUCGAGCUAUAAGGACUGUAACACCCUUCAUCUCCCCAUGGAGCGCUUCUCACCUGUCAGGCGCUUUUCUGACGGCGCAGCCACCAUCCAGGCCUUCAAGGCUCACCUAGAGAACAGCAGCAUCAUUAAGCAACUCAAACAGGAGUGUGAGCAGCUCCAGAAAAUGUACGCUGCUCAGCAGGAUGAGCGACUCCUGGAGCACACCCAGCAACAGCAUAUCCUCUACCAGCAUGAGCAACAAAUCCUCCACCAGCAAAUCCAGGGUCUGUCUUUAGGCCAUGGAGAGAGCCAGCCCAGUCAUCUAACCCACCAGCUUCAGAGGUUGCAUAUCCAGCCCUCCAGCCCUCCGCCAACACAUCCCAGCAACCACCUCUUCAGACAGCCCGACCAGAGCUCUCCGCCUGGCUCUGCAGGCAUAAUGCAAGGGCAUGGAGGUCCGUCACCAGUGCAGUACCAGCACGGUGCUCCAGCGCUUUAUCAGGGCCCGAGUGGCAGCCCACCUCCCACGGGCAUGCCUCGGGUCUCUAUACCAACCAAUCAACAAGCAGCAUCUGCUCGCCCCACCGUCCCAUUGGCACAGGGUGUACCUCAACAACAGCAGGUGACCAUUCAGGUUCAGGAAGUGGAGCUGGGAGGCGUAGCACAGAGACAGGGUGGCUUUUUGUCCACGCCAGGGCACAGAGUCCUCGGGAAGCAGCUCAGCGCAGACAACGCUGAGACGCACAGUCGCAGCCUUGGCCGCUUCACAUCGGGCUACGACCAGGCUCAGUUCAAUCCCCACCUCUUCUCUGGCGACGCCGCCUCCCGGGGCGUCUCCGGAAUGGUCGGCUCCUACGGCCACUACCUGCAGGGAACCUCCCUCAAAGUCCCUGGCCUGGAGGAUUACCAGAGCGGCACGGUUGGGGUCGGCAGCUACGGACCCCCCUCUACACUACAGCAGGCCCUGCUCUCACCGACUCCUUUGGACUACCGCCCCCAACAACAGCACGUCACUCCCACCCUGCAGGGCCUUCUGUCACCCCGCCACUCUUUAACUGGCCACGCCGACCCCAGGCUGCCGCCCCAAGACCUGGCUGCCCUUCUGAAGAGGCACAGCCCCCGGCCGUGCCAAGCAGCCCCCACACCACCCAGUGGUGCACCCCAAGAGUAUGGAGAGAUGCUGCUUCACUGCCAGCUGAGCCAGGGUGAGAGCUUGGAGCCACCGUCACCGCAGGGUGCCUCCGGAGGCCAACACUACCACCACCUCCUCCAGAUUCGACCCCCGGACGUCCAGCCACAGCAGCACCCAGCCCAGGUACCUUGUCCCAGCUUACCUCACUCUGAGAGCAUGGAGGAGGAUGAGGUGCCGGCUACCUACCACCACCCACACGAGGGCCUCCUGGCCAAGGCAGGAGAUGGCCAUGAGCUGCUGGGGCCUCCCCAAGGAGGCACCCCGCCCUACAGCUCCCCUACACACAGGCAUGGCGGCUACAUAAGGAAUGCUCCAGCAACUAGAGAAUCUGAGCAUGUGGAGUGCAGGCCCCAAGGGCAGGCCAUGGAGGUGCCUGAUCAUAAUGGUGUGGGCUAUUCGCGAGGUCCCACGGGUGACAACUAUAGGUCCCGUGGACAGCUACAGCGCCACCACACCAUCCAGACCUGUGACGACGCCUAUGAUCAGGCAGAGCCCAUGUCGGGAAUGAGCCUGAUGGCCGGGAAGGCACUAAGCUCCGCUCGCAUGUCGGACAUUCUCAGCCAGACGUCACUGACGGGAAGCCAGCAGCUGCACCAGCGGGAAGAUUCAGCGUGUGAUGUGGAAGAGGAGCUCCAUGCGGCAGCCUGCUACCCCUCCUCCUGCACCAGUGACAUGCUCCUCAGCUACAAGCCCCCUGACCUGCAGUACAGCAUGGAGCAGGCUGGGGUCUAGCACAGGAAGGGGUGCAUCCUGUGUACAGCGGUCCAUAUCAGCCAUCCUGAGUUGUGUUGACUUGAGUUGAGCAGCAUCACGCCAAACCACCGUUCUUUGCCCAAACGGGAGCGCUCUACGUCCAUCUGUCUGUCUCCAUCUGUCCUCGAGAGGGCAGUCUGCGCAAGAGAGGGGGAGUGUGGGUGGGUGUAGAUAUCAAAGGGGUGGGGGUUCACAGGUGGGGCCUCGGGAUUCAAAGGUCAAAGUGCCAGCAUUUUUCUGCACAGACAUCCAGCAUUCAUUGCCGCAGGUUGUCUCCUCUUUUCACCUCCCAUCAUGGAUAGAUUUAUGGUUCCACUCCUCCAUCUUUCGACUCGACCCUCCCCUCACCUCCUCCCUGUAAACCUGCACAACCACCCACACCCAUCUGCCGCCCUGACCUGAUCCUCCCCUUUCACCCUUCGUCUUCUAACUGUUGGCAUACUUCAUUAUGUGCCUCAUUGGCCAACGCAUUGAUGCAGUCAUUGUUGUAAGAACAUAGAGUCCAAUAACACAAAGAAACAUGCACACUGCUGCCACAAACCCAAAGUAUUCACAUUAGGUGAGAGUGUGUGUGUGUGUGUGUGCGUGUGUGUGUGUGCGUGCGUGCGUGCGUGUGUGUGUGUGUGUGUGCAUGACUGAGAAGAGGUGAGCGGAGGGGAAAGGUGUCUGUGAGGUUCAGUCUGCUCCUCCAUCUCUCCACCCUCCUGCUGUCCUGCAGCAGAUCAUUCCGGAGCGGGCUGAGAUCUCAGCAGCGGUGGCCCCUUUUCGGCCCGGUGGCGGCAGUUUUGGGUCAGGCUCCAACUGGGCAACAAAACCGCUCUCUCCAAAGAUGGAGCUCAGUGACAUCGCACAGGACAAACCAGCUCUCUCAUUGUGUUUUUUCUUUUCUCUUAAUUGUUCUGGCAUUCAUUUUAUUUUUAAUUUUAAUUUUAAAAUUCAUUUCUACGGCUAAUGUCCAUGUAGGCAUUAUGUUCAAUAUUGUUACUCUUAUUGUUAUUACUGUUUUCUGUAAAAGAGGUUUUAUUAUAAUGAAUAUUAUUAUUAUUAUUAAAGGAAAACAGUUCUGUGUUGCAAGGAAGACAACAUUGUUCUUUGAUUACUUAAGUAAUUCUGCACUUUCGGUUCAAGCUAUCCCCUCUCUGUCUGUUUCCAGCCCUCUUUGCAGUUCCUCGCUCUGUCAUGCUGUUAUCCCGCUUUUAAAAUCCACUCUCCCCCCCCCCCCUUCUAACUUUCCCUACCUUGGGUUACCCCCUUUGCUCCAUCCUCCUUGCCCAUGUCAGUAACAGUGUAUUGCAUUGUGGGUAGUUUUACCAGACAUUUGCUCCUUUCCUUGUACAGUGAUGCCAUGUAUAGAACGCUAUUGCAACUUCUGUAUCAAAUACUUUCUUUUUUGUUACUUUCUUUUUGUUUUUAGAUGUUGGGGAGGCUUUUUUUUAUAUUGGUAUUGUUUAACAUUUGUAUUUUGGAUGUCUUCAAAAAUGUUUUCUUUUUGUUUGUUUUAUGAAUCUUGAGAUUUCUAGCCAAAAGAGGACAGAGAGAAGAGACGAUCUUUCUGUGUCGUAAAAAAGAUUGUUCUUAUUUGUUUUAAUAUUAUUAUAUCGAGACACUUGAAUAAGAGGAGAGUAAUUAUUUUUGUGUUGCUUUUUAAAGUAUCAUUUCAAUCGAUGUUGUGACUGUCAUUCUUGUUGAUGUUGGGCCUGUUUUCUGUUAACGGGGCAGUUGUGGCAGGCUAUACAGGGUCAGGCUUUGGUCUUUGUCUGGGUUGGUUCGGGUGCUACAGAGACUUGACAUUCAAAAAAAAAAAAAAGAGACAAAACAAACACCAAGGGAAUAACUUGUAAUAUAGCUGACAUAUCAUCCUAAACAUCCCAAGUGUGGAGAUGAACAAACCCACUCCUGUGUCUCGCUGCCCUACCUAUCUGCUGUGAUCCUCCGGCCAUCUUUUACUACAUUGGCUUCUGAUCGGACGACGCCUUACGGACACGGCGCCUCCUCCCAGGCUAAGCUUGUUACUAUGGCAACCAGUGAGGAAACUACGACUCGACCUCCUCGCCCUCCUUUUUGGUUUUCUUUAACUCAUGUCGUUUCGGCCCUGGAAGGAAAGAUCGGAGGAGGUGAAGACUGCGUUUCAUGAACAGUUAAUGGAUCUUGUUGUAGUUGGAUACAUCUAGACACACCUUCAAACAUUCAAA